Mya arenaria is the source of this 1068-nucleotide messenger RNA. RefSeq names its product glyoxylate/hydroxypyruvate reductase A-like. Gene Ontology annotation, molecular function: NAD binding. Bases 1 to 903 code for a protein of 300 amino acids. The record is from RefSeq and is a predicted model, not a curated record. The transcript has 10 exons. NCBI's taxonomy places the organism in Eukaryota, Metazoa, Mollusca, Bivalvia, Myida, Myidae.
AUGGAUGCAUCAACUGGGUCCGGUAUUUCUGUUGAAGACAAGGCAAUGAUUGAAGACAGCGCUGAUAUACUCUUAGCUGAUGUACCUGUCAUCAUAGACGUAGCCAACACUGCGAACAAACUCAAGUGGGCAGCUAGCACUUGGGCAGGGGUUGAAAAUCUUAUUAAAGCUAUGGAUUCUAAAAAGCCACCAAACUUUCCUAUAACAAGAAUGGGCGAGGCAUUUAACAUAGUUAUGGCGGAGUAUGUACUGGGAUAUAUACUGGCGAAGGAGAGAUUUAUCAUUGAACUUGCCAGGGAACAGGAGACAGCAACUUGGAAUAAGUCGGACUACAGUAACUAUAGAUGUCUAAGUGAUCUGACAGUCAGUGUUCUAGGAGUUGGGGAAAUUGGAAAACAAGUGUCCUGUCUGUUGUCGACUGUCGGUGUCAAGGUGAUCGGUGUAACUCGUACCAUACCAUCAGAAGAGCAAAAGAAUUCCGCUGUCUCACAAUACAGGACAAUAGACGAUCUGGCAGAGGUUUUAUCAGAGAGCGACUAUGUAAUCAACAUCUUACCCAGCACACCUCAGACUCAGGGUCUUUUAUCCAAGGACAUGUUUUCACACUGUAAAAGAAAGAAAAGUGUUUUUAUCAACAUAGGAAGAGGAGAUGUUACAGAUGAAGAAUCCUUGGUUAAAGCUAUUAAAUCUGACUGGUUGGGUGGGGCAGUGUUGGAUGUAUUUAGGGAAGAGCCCCUCCCCCAGUCCAGCCCUUUGUGGACCCUCCCUGGAGUCAUUAUUACCCCUCAUGUGGCAGGGGUCUCGCUAUCACACCUGGUAGCAAAAUCCUUCAAAAACAAUUACGAGCGAUAUAACAAAGGGGAACCGCUUAAUUUUGUCGUAGACUUUGAACGAGGAUAUUGAUUAAUGAUGUGGACAACUUUAAUCACCCCAGCCAGACGCUCAGAAUAACCACGCCAAGCCGGUCGACCUCAGUGACAUCAACCUCAUUGAAUUUAAACAUGACUACACAAAUGCUGAGUUUGAUUGUUAUUAUUUGAAGUAUAAUAAACAUGGAGUGUUUAAGAA